Molecule: messenger RNA, 1746 nt
Organism: Amoebophrya sp. A120
Lineage: Eukaryota; Dinophyceae; Syndiniales; Amoebophryaceae
Source: the annotation of a GenBank genome assembly
AUGUCAGGCGCCGUCGGCACUGCUCUCGCGGCGGGGUUUCCUGCCCCGCUGAACACCGCGGUCAAGGGGAUCACGGAUCACGUCGCCAGCGCGGCGAUGAAGAACCAGGUAUGAAAUGCAAAAAUGUCUGGGUCUGGAAACUUGUGAUGCUAAAAUGUGCAUGAUGAAAACAUUUCCGAAUGUUGCAGUCCGGCAUGACAACUUCCCGAAACGGUUUCUCAUAGGCAAUGCGCAUGAGAAACUGCGUUUUUGCAUGACAAAAGAGGCUGCGACUUUUGUUGGUUAUGCAAUACAGAUUUUCUAGCUCUAGGUAUGGAAAGCUAGCAUUACAAUGCAAGUUCCAACCUUCCAGACCCAGACAUUUUUACAAUCCAUACCAGGAGUUUUUCAUCGACGAGGGGCGGAAACUCCUGGACCUGCAAACCAACAACUAUCACAAAGCGUACAAACACGAUCUGAAAGUCACCGUCGCCUACCAGUCCCCCAACAUCGUCUAUGCGAGAAAAAAACUGUGUAAGUGUAAAUCUGUGAUGCAGAACUGAACAUGCAACAGAGUUACACCUGUCAUGCUAGACAGCCAUGAAGUCCUCUCUUCGUGUGUGUUUUCCCUUACAAGCCACGCAUGAGAGGUUUUCUCUGUCAUGUAGAGCUGCAAAUUUGUAAUGCUGUCAGCCAAAGAUAGUUACACUAACACAGUUUUUUCCUUGGAUAUCGUCGCGACCAACUUCAUUGACGACAAGGGGGAAUUUAACAAGAACUUCAUCUGCGACAGAGCCGCCGGCCACCCGAUGCCCCCGACCGCGUCUUUUUUGACCGGGAACAUCGACAAACGGCCGCGGAUCGACUUGAGUAAGAAGGUGGAAAACAUCCACGCGAAGUUUGUUGAUAAAACCACCGGGAAGGUGCACUGGGACGUGGUCUACGAUUUCCACAUAUGCAUUGCAAAAGCAUCGUACUCGUAGUAAUCGCAGUCAUGCAUGACAAAUCUCCAUACCAAGGUAAAACCGCAUGACAAAUUUCAUUUGUCAUGCUGACCGAAUUUGUAAUGCGAUUUCUACUAGUACGAUACUUUUGCACUGCAUACCACAAAGUAGACGACGAAACUGCGAAGGACGGAGCAGUAUCCACUGCAGAUAUGUCUGGGUCUGGAAACUUGUGAUGCUGGCUUGGGAAUGGUGGACACAUUGCAAUACGCAGCCAAGCAUGACAAGUUCUUGAGCUGCUGUCUGUUGUGAGUUCUGCAUGGCAAACUGCGCUUUUGCAUGACAGACAAGCGACUCUCAUCCUGCUCAUGCAUCACAGAGUUCGGAGCCAUGAGAGACAAGCAUGACAAACUUCCACUCCAGACCCAGAGAUAUUUGCAGUUGAUAAGCGGUCGCGGGUAGCAGCGAAUUCUUCGAUUUGCUGCAAAACGACAUUUUCGGUGGGGCGAAGACCUCCGCGUCGAUCUUGCAGUGGUCGGAAAAGAUUCCUUUUCUCGGGCGGAUGGCGAAAGCCCGGGUUGGGGGUGCGCAGCAGGAUUUUUUGCAAAUUUGUCCGCCGAAAUCGGACCCGCCGCACUGGUACGAGUUGUCGCUCUUCGACGAGGGAGCGCCGCCGGACCGGUACAACGGCGGAAAUUUGAUCGGGAAGAUGCUGUUUGUAGAGCAACACCCUCUGGACGUCCCAAAUGAAAACAUCGCGCACAAGGAGGCAGACAUUUUAGAAAAGGCAAUGCCGGAAAUGGUCAUGUUUGCGCAGAGCUGA